AUGAAAUCAAUAGCAAGCUCUUCCAGCUGCUUAUUCCGAGGCAUUGCCUCCUCCAGCUCCUCCUCCUUCUCGUCCCACCUCGUUGCGAGCACCAUAUCGACGGUCACCAGAACACAAGACAGAGCCUCACAAACGCGACAUAUAUCGAGCCGCACCAACCAGAAUCCUCCGCAAGAACUCCAACUUACACUAGCCCUGAUCAAGCCGUCAGUAUGCGCCUACCAGCCGGACGUCUCGGCAAUCCUCAAGGAGAUCAAGCAAUCCGGACUCAACGUUGCCCGGAGCCGUCGUCUAUUCUGGACAUCCACCGACGCCCAUGCCUUCUACUCUGAGCAUCGGGGCCGCUUCUACUAUGACCGUCUCAUCCUCGGCAUGAUCUCCGGCCCUUCGCUCGCUCUCGCGCUCUACGGACCCAACGCCAUCGCCCGCUGGCGCACCCUCCUCGGCCCCACAAAAGCCUACAUGUCCAAGUACACCCACCCACACUCCCUCAGAGCAAGGUACGGCAUCGGCGACACGCGCAACGGCUUCCACGGCUCCGACUCCCCCGACUCGGCCAGCAGGGAACUGGGGCUCGUGUUUGACGGCUGGGACACCAACUGGUGGCUGCAGAGGGAGCAGGGGAAACUGCCGACCGACCAGGAUGGUAAGCUCAACCCGCUGGGCUUUUGA
This is a messenger RNA of Sporisorium graminicola, 672 nucleotides long. RefSeq lists its product as uncharacterized. The record is from RefSeq and is a predicted model, not a curated record. Bases 1 to 672 code for a protein of 223 amino acids. Gene Ontology annotation, molecular function: nucleoside diphosphate kinase activity. The transcript has 2 exons. Lineage: Eukaryota; Fungi; Basidiomycota; Ustilaginomycetes; Ustilaginales; Ustilaginaceae. Gene Ontology annotation, biological process: GTP biosynthetic process; UTP biosynthetic process; CTP biosynthetic process.